UUAAAAUAAAAAUCCAACACUGUUUCCAAAACCCCAAAACCUUUCCCCCUUUCCUCUUUCCUCUUUCCUCCGUUGCUGCCGCCACUCUCCGACCACCCGUUCCCCACCCACCCAAUUCUCUCCCUACCCUCCCUUUCAUGAGCACCACCUCCAAAUGGCCACAUCUCAAGUCCCUCCCUCCGUCCCCUGGCACUUCACCGAGCUCGACGAUCGUCUCUUCCAAAUCCGCGGCCGGACCUUCUUCUUUGUCGCCGUUUUAUUCGCCGUCAUCCUUCUCGUAACUUUUAUUUUCCUUUACGCCCGUUGGGUCUGCCGAUUCCACCAGCUCACCACCUUCUCCGCCCCUCUUCCCGUCCACCGGCUGCCCAGUUCGCCGCCGCAGCAGGGCCUCGGCGCCACCACUAUUAUCUCCCUUCCGAUCACUCUGUACAAGCCUCCGGCUGCGAAAGAGGAUGCGCCUGGCGCUGCCGCAAACGAUGCAGGGGAGUGCUCCAUUUGCUUGGGCGUGUUUGAAGACGGGGAGAAGGUGAAGAUUCUGCCGCCAUGCCGUCAUUGUUACCAUUCCGAGUGCGUGGACCGGUGGCUCCGAUCGCACUCGAGCUGCCCGCUUUGCCGUGUAUCUCUCUGUAUUGAUCCGUCGAACAAUCUUGAAAUGGUUUGAGCCGAUAGAUUUAUGGUAAAUUUAAUGUUUGUAUUCAUGAAUUUGUUACCAUCUUCUUCCCCUUUUGUGAAUUUGAUUAAUUUGGUCAACUUCACAUCAAGUAAUUAGAAUGAAAAUAACUUUGGGUCUUAGAUCCAUAUAAUCUUCUUUGAUAUUGUGUACAAUUAUUAUUCAAUUCAAAAGCCAUGGAUUAUAUAUAUAGUAAACAUUUUGAUUUUU
This is a messenger RNA of Cucumis sativus (cucumber), 880 nucleotides long. RefSeq names its product RING-H2 finger protein ATL66. The record is from RefSeq and is a predicted model, not a curated record. The transcript has a single exon. Gene Ontology annotation, biological process: protein ubiquitination. Bases 155 to 661 code for a protein of 168 amino acids. Lineage: Eukaryota; Viridiplantae; Streptophyta; Magnoliopsida; Cucurbitales; Cucurbitaceae.